Magallana angulata is the source of this 939-nucleotide messenger RNA. RefSeq lists its product as uncharacterized. The transcript is spliced from 3 exons. Lineage: Eukaryota; Metazoa; Mollusca; Bivalvia; Ostreida; Ostreidae. The record is from RefSeq and is a predicted model, not a curated record. Bases 257 to 748 code for a protein of 163 amino acids.
AGCCAACAUUACGUAGACUAAAGAAACAGCAGUAAGAAAAAACUGAGAUCGGUGAUGUGUUCUCUAUUAACUACCGUGCAUCAACACGUGCAGUUAUGCUUCGUUUGAGACUUGGGUUCAGAAGAUAAGAUCUCUACAAUACGUUUUCAGUUUUGAGAGGAAAGUUUCAUUUACAGGAUAAACAAAAUCAUCGUAAUUGGGAAUAGUUUAUAGCUGGUGGCAUCACAUCCAAUGGCCGUGGAAUUUCUCAGGAUCUAUGGAAGACUUUUUAGACGUCCGGUCUACCCCUAAGUUGUCGUCUGCCGUUCUGGUGACUGCGGUGUUUGUCCACGUGAUCGGAUUCUCGUCCAUCCAUUGGUCGGACGGUGGUGUGUUCUAUACCGGACUUUGGAGGGCCUGUUUCCUGACCGUGCCCGGGUUUCACUGUAGACAGGAUCCGUACUCAGCAGGUUGGUUUGGGGCUACACAGGCGUUUGAGACUAUUGGAUUAGUCGCUGGGUUUAUCGGAUUAAUCCUGAUCGUACUGUACAUCUUUAUCAACAAACUAGCAGGCAACCGGACACUCUUUAUCAUUAGCCUGGUCACAGUAGGAAUAGCCGCCGGAUCUACGCUGCUGGGGGUCGUUAUCUACGGUGUGCACGGCAGCGCCCUCUCGUGGUCGUUUGCUCUGGCCGUUAUAGGUGGACUAUUGUACCUAGUGACAGUGGCGCUGAUGCUUGUCCACGUCAGCAAACCCAACGCCAUCUGAGGAGUCAGCAGGAGCAUAUGUUACCGAUAAAGUGCCGAGGUCUUUCUAUCUCUCCCCUAACACACCUCCCUGGAAGAACAUUUAAAAGUGCACAGAAAAUACCCAACAGCGAAAAUGAAUAGAAAAUGAUGUAUAUACUUCAGGAAUAUAUGUAUAUAUUGAAAAUUUUUAAAUUAUGAGCGAGAGUUCUA